GGUUACUGUGUGCAGGUUGUGGCUCCGGCGCCCGCCAAAACCCUUCCUCCCACCUAGACUCUCUGGCGCCCGCGGCUUCCGAACACGAAGAGUGAAUUAAUUAUAAACAGUCUUUUUUGUGAUACCAUGGAAAAAAUAAGCACUUUAUUGUUAAUUGUGUCUCAGGAAAACUGAGUGAAUUACUUAUAAAUCUUUUUCUCUGAUACCACGAAAAGAAAUCCGAGCAGUUAUCAUUUUCCUCUACGGUGAUUUGAAAGCGGAGAGAUUAACGGUGGAGACACAGGACUCGACACUCCUUAUUGAACAGAUCGCUUGCUGCCGUGAAGCUUCUGAACUGCAGCUGUUUGCCUAGUGACUUUGAGGUACCAGUUAGUCUUAAUCUUCCGCGCUCGAAGGCGUCACGCACGUCUGAACAGUGAGUUGUUGCGGGCAGUGUGUCACCGAGGUAGUAAUCACACGGCAACAGUUUCGUAAAAUCCGCAAGACGUCCUUCGCUCACCAUAACUGGGCCCUUAGUAGCCUUUGUGGAUCCCUCGAGGCUUCAUGUGUGUGUGUGUAAGGGAGAAGGAGCAACAGUGUGUUUUGGAAGGACUUGGGGUUGUGACGGCGGUGGGGAGCCUUUGGAAAGACUGGAGGUGCUCUGAUCAAACGCCACAACACCAUGUUAAAGGUUCUCACGGCAGUACGGGAUGUGCGACCUCCGCGGGGAAGGGUGUGCGGCAUGGACCUCUCCACCGCCAUGGAGGAGGCCAGACUCGCCUGCAGCUAUUUCUUCAACAACCGCUUCGAGGAGGCCAGGACGCUCAUGAGGCCUUGGGCACACAAGAGUAUGUACCAUGGCCUUGGGUAUGGCACAUUCAUGUACCUUCAAGCCAUCAUGACCUUUGACCCAAAAGAUAUUGAAACAGCCAUAGAGACACUGAAGCAGAGUGUUGAGGUUUGCAACCGAUUCAGACGAAAAAAUACAAUUGGAGAAUCUUUGGGAAAAAUGGUGAAGAAAGUGGACUACAACAGUUUCACUAAAGAGGAAAUUCACGCUGAGCUGUGUUAUGCUGAGUGUCUGCUGCUGCGGGCUGUGCUCACCUUCAUGGAGGAUGAGACGCUCAUCAGCUUCCUCAAGGGUGGCAUGAAGAUCCGGGCCUGUUAUCAGUCCUACAAAGAGUGCUGGUAUAUCCUUGAGGGCCGUGACUGGAGCAAAGAUGCUGACAAGAUGCAUUUUGAGUCUGGUGUCAGGAUGGGAGUUGGGGCCUUCAACCUGAUGAUUUCGCAGCUUCCACAGAAGAUUCUCAAAUUGCUAGAAUUUGUUGGCUUCUCCGGCAAUAAGUCAUGUCAGGUAAGAGACCAAAAGUCGCUGGGUCUGUCUGAGCUGGAGCGAGGGUUCCACUUGGAGGGGUCACUGCGGCGGGUGCUGUGUGCCCUGGUGUUGCUUGGCUACCACCUCAUUGCCACCUACGUGCUUGGUACCUCAGAGGGAGAUCUGGUAAUGGCACAAACCAUCCUUGAUGAUCACUUGAAGCUUUAUCCAAAUGGUGCUUGGUUCUUGUUUUUCGCUGCUCGCCUCGAGUACGUCAAGGGAAAUUUUGAUCUUGCCAUUGAGAAGUACACAACUUCCCUCAACAGUCAGAAUGAGUGGCGCCAGUUCCACCACCUGUGCUACUGGGAGCUGAUGUGGUGCUGCAUCAUGAGUGCUCAGUUCAAAGAGGGUGAGGAGUAUGCCGACAAACUUUUACAGGAGAGCAAAUGGUCAAAGGCUACCUAUGCUUACCAGAAGGCAUCCUGUAUGUGCAUGAGGAUGGAUGAACUCACACCAGCAGAGAAGCAAGAACUAAGUGAAACCAUGAGGAGCAUACCAGGUCUCAAGCAACGCAUUGCUGGCAAGAGUCUUCCAGUUGAAAAGUUUGCUGUCAAGAAGUCACUCAGAUUCUUUGCACAAGGAGAAAGGUUAUGCCUUUCUGCCUUAGAACUCAUUUAUGCUUGGAAUGGAAUCAAGAUAUUGGCUAAGAAGUAUGAAAACAUUGAGAAAAUUUAUUCAAUAAUUGAGAGAGAACUGAGGAGACUCGAAAAAAUCAGAGCGGACAACAGGAGUGAGUACUACUAUGAUGACUACUUGCUGGCAAACCUGUUGAAGGGCUCCUGCCUGGCCUAUAUGAACUCCCCACUGCAGGCUGAGGAAUGCUUUAAGUUUAUUGUAAGCAAUGAGAAGAAAAUCAAAGAAGACACCUACCUCGUGCCCAAUGCUCUACUUGAGCUGGGCCUCCUUCUGCUUCGAGCCAAUGACCUAGAACAGUCACGCAUCAUCCUAGAACAUGCCAAGAAUAACUACAAGGGUUACUCCCUGGAGUCUCGGUUACAUUUCCGUGUGCAUGCCACACUGAACAAGAUCAGCACUCUACAGAAAGGCUCACAGUCUGUAGGCUCCAACCCCAUGGACUCGUACCCCUCCAUCAGCCGCUCCCCUUCCCCCUGCCACUCCAAGACUUCUGGCACUACCAAUGGCACUGGCCCUCAUCUCAAGCCUACCAAGAAUGGCAAGUCCAUCUCCACACAUCCUUGAUAAACCAGAUAGUGAGCUCUUGAAGGAAUGUGUGAAUGCUAGUGUGUGUUUUAAAUGUAGUACUGAUUUUGUUUUUGUUUUGUAAUGUUGAGUGUCACAUCCAAAGAUAGUAAAUACUCAGAGAAUUGUGGGUGUAAUCCCAACAGUAAGCAUUAGAAAAGUGCAUUCCGUAAUAUUUUUUUUAAGUGUGCAAUAUUUUCUGUGAUUUGCUUUAGUGUAUAGCUAUCCAGUUUAUACUUUUUAAUCAAGAUACUGAAGACUGUGUGAUGAAAGCCAGUGCUCAGAAUCAGUUUGGGUGUAGGAAAGUUUCAUUUAAGCUCCAAGGGAACACCUCUAUGACUUGUAAUGCCAUCUAGAAUAAUUCCAGAAUCUUAGAUAUUUUCAGUCUUAAAUUAGUAAAGUUUAAGGCCAAACAAAAGAUUUAUUAUAUUUUCAAAAAUUGUUAACUGCUGUUGAUCAUUAUUUGGAAUCAACUCUUGCUGCUACAAGUAAUUCCUAUGAUUUAUAGGUUAUGUUAAUGAUCCAUAUUGUAUAUCCUGGAUCAGUAGCAGUAUGUGCUACUUUUUUGUUACCAGCACAGAGGAUGAAGUUCCCAGUCCUACAUAUCCCACCCUCUUACUUUCCUUUUAUAACUUACAUGGAUUACAAUGGUAGUGUUCCUUCAUCUUGGCCAUGGAGUGUGUGUGUGUGUGUGUGUGUGUGUGUGUGUGUGUGCGUGCGUGCGUGCGUGCGUGCGUGUGUGUGUGUGCGUGUGUGUGUGUGUGUGUGUGUGUGUGUGUGUGUGUGUGUGUGUGUGUGUGUGUGUGUGUGUGUGUGUGUGUGUUUUCAAAACACAGCUUGGAUCACACAUAUUUCAGAAGUUAGAAAUUUAACAUAAGGUUUCAGAUUUUUCUCUCCAUUAAACUUCACUAGAGGUGUAUGAUAUUAGAACUCUGUCUAAGGAGAGUGUGUUUAAAGGCCAAGGUGGUAUGAGACUUGUCAGAUUGUCUGAGCAAGGCGUUUCACCAUAUAGUCCCAGUUCACUGAUUAUGAUUAUCAGGCAUUUAUAUAGUAACAAAUUAAGUAAUCUUAUUGUGAGGUUCUUGGUGAAAAGUAGAAAGUAGUUCAUGAAGGAAAGAGUAUUUAUUCCCUAGAAAAGUUUGAAAAUUUAUUGUUAUAGUCAGAAUCAAAGUGAUAGUAUCAGGUAAUAUCCUCAUAAGUAUAAAUUAGCAGGUGUAGCACUUUUUAGGUGAACAUGAAUUCAUAUAUUGUUGAUGAAAGUGUGGAUUUCUAUAUAUUCUAUUAAAAAAGAGGAUGUUUAGCCAAAAAGUGGUGAUAUAGAGGCAUUCUAAUACAAUAUUUUGUUAAAUUUAUUAGAGGAUAUAUUCAUAUUUUAGUGGAAAUGUUGAAUUUGAAAGAUGGCUAUAAAAAUGUAGAGUGUAGACUUCAUCGCACUACCUAAUGGAAGAAUAUAGUAUUGGUCAGCUAUUUUUAUUCAAAGAAAGACCCACUAAAAUUGGUUAAUUUUUCCACAGUUAAGUUUCUACUUGUGAUUCACUGAAAAUCAUUCAUGAUAAAUCACCAAAAAGUAGGACUGACUUUGAAAAUUGCAUGCAAAGCUCCUCUACAGCAUAAGUUUUUAGGAAAUUACAAAAACUGUUAUUUUCUGAAAGUUAAGAAUACUUUGAGUGUCUUUAUAUGGGUAAUUCAGAAUCAGAUACUUUAUUUUGGUCUUGUCCAAUCACUGACCAUAGAAGGUAGGUGUGGUGAUGGUGGUGGUAGUAGUAGUAGUAGUGGUAGUGGUAGUACAUAAUAGCAGUAGUAGCAGUGGCAUAAGUGAUGGUAGUAGUGGAGGCAUUUAAAGCCCAGUUUCUAUCUAACAGAACACAUAAUAAUGGUUUUAUCCUACUUAGUGAGUUACAUGUGUUGCCUUGUCUUCUCCAACUAUCACAAAUUUUUUUUUUUUAUGUAACUCUACUGGACUCCACUGUUAGUUUUUCACAUUGAUCUUCACCAAAGCUCUUUCUAGGUAUACAAUUCUAAUCCAUGAAACAUACAUGUCCAUAUCAAGUAAGUACAUCAUUUUGUAGUUAUUCCUUUGUUCCUCAAGGUGGUUCAUUUGCAUGUUGUCACUUGAGCAUAUUUUUUGAACUAAGAAAUUUUGUACAUAUGUUUUUAUUACUGCCUUAAAUGUCAUGAGAUCAUAAAUGAGCACUGGAGCAAGUCUUGAAUUGGUAUGUGUGAGUCUGCAGGUACAACCCAUAUUUUUCCUAUUGCUCUUUUCCAGUCUUCAUACAGAAAGUGUUUUAUAGCAUUUUUCCGUACAGUAUGCAUUUCUUCCUCACUUUGUUGUCACAAAACAAGUGGUGAGCUAGCAAGAAGCAGCUCAUGUCUUAGUUGUGCUUCCCCGACACUGUCCUUUGUGUAGGCCAGUGUGUGAAGUGAGGCUGAAUGUGGUAAUGAUAUACAUACUGCAAGCUCUAGUCAAAGUUUUAGAAAAUUGUAGUAGAAAUUGAAACAUUCCAACCCAUUUGGUAUCUAUAGAUAUUGUUUGUAGAGAGUAUAUUGUUAUUUGACUGUUAGAGUGUGUGUGUGUGUGUGUGUGUGUGUGUGUGUGUGUGUGUGUGUGUGUGUGUGUGUGUGUGUGUGUAUUUACAGAGUGCUAUUGACAUUUUAGAAGUGUGUCUUUGUAUUUAUCUUAAGCCAUGUAAAAUCAAAGUCCUUAUCAUGUGUAUCAUAAGCAUCAAUGUAAAUGACUGUUAACAUUAGUGCCAUAUGGAUCAAAAUGAUAUUUUUGCAAUGAAAACUAUUCUUUUUUUAAAUGGAUCCUUUUAAACCCACUGUAACCUCUGCAUAUUUGACACUAAGAAAACAUGCAAGAUA
This is a messenger RNA of Portunus trituberculatus (swimming crab), 5416 nucleotides long. RefSeq names its product tetratricopeptide repeat protein 39B-like. The transcript has 15 exons. The record is from RefSeq and is a predicted model, not a curated record. The coding region runs from base 662 to 2554 and encodes 630 amino acids. Lineage: Eukaryota; Metazoa; Arthropoda; Malacostraca; Decapoda; Portunidae. Gene Ontology annotation, molecular function: protein binding.